Apis mellifera (honey bee) is the source of this 4302-nucleotide messenger RNA. RefSeq names its product LIM domain only protein 3. The transcript is spliced from 6 exons. Gene Ontology annotation, biological process: positive regulation of transcription by RNA polymerase II. The record is from RefSeq and is a predicted model, not a curated record. NCBI's taxonomy places the organism in Eukaryota, Metazoa, Arthropoda, Insecta, Hymenoptera, Apidae. Gene Ontology annotation, cellular component: nucleus. Gene Ontology annotation, molecular function: transcription coactivator activity; DNA-binding transcription factor binding. The coding region runs from base 1573 to 2322 and encodes 249 amino acids.
UUUACAUUGAAGUAAACGUCUCGACGGAAUAGAACAAAAUGUUUAUUUAUUAUUAUUUUAAACGUAUAUUCAAAAACAUUUUCUUUGAUAAAUUAGUAUAGCAGUAUUUACUAAAUUUCACUUUAUGCUUCACUUUAGGCAGAUGUCUUUCAGAAAUUACAUUGUCGAACAUAACGAUUUAUAUAACGAUGAAUUAAUUACAUUAUCGUCGAGAUAACUUGUCCAAUUGAAAAUUGGACGUUAAGCAAUCGAGUUCGUUCAUCUAUUUAUUCCGUUUUUGUUUUCCUCUUGUGGCAAUUACCGCCAGCUUGUCCAAUACAUUUAAGUAGUGUAAAACAACAAAAAUAGAAAUUGUUAUGCAAUGUAGGCAACGAGAUUAAAAUCGAAAUUCGUAUUUUUAUGAAUAAAGUGAAACUGAAAUAUAAAUUCUAGAAUGUAAAAGUUUAUUUAUACGCGACGAUUUAAUUCAAAAUUUUUCAAUCUGAAUUUUUAAAAGAUAGAAUGUAUCGAAAAUUAGUAUGCGAAAAAUAGCUUUUAUAAGAGUGAUUUUUUAUCAACAUAAUAUUUUGUACGGUGUAAUAACUUUUAUUUCGUAUAUUGACGGACAACGGUGAAGCAGAAGGGGAACUCCCAACUCGGACAAACACUCGGCUAAUGAUAUGUAAAUAUGGCGGAGCUAAUCAAGCGGCUGUGCCAACAGGAUGCAAGAAGAGAUCGGUAGUGCCGUGCGAGCGUUCGAUAGCCAAUGCAUUUGCGCUGGCCUGCACACACGUAUCGUGACGCAGUAACUCGCGUACAUAUUUAAUGGUCGCACGUUAAUUGCGCUCUGUUUGCCCAUUCCCCAUUCUACGCUUCAUCCCCAUACCUACAAUCAUUCUCGUCACCCUUCCUCUAUCUACGCUUCUUCUUUGUUAGUUUCUGUCAGAGUUUAAUUUUAACUAAUUUAUCUCGGACGCUCAAUCGUUUAUCGUCGAAAUCGUAAAACACGAAUCACGAUAGUUGAUAGAUUUUCUUCGAUAGUUUAUAAUUUGAUUUCUUUAAUUAUCAUACAAUACUCGUAAUAGAAACAGCGAUAAUGCUUUCCUUAUGCUACAUUCUAUAUUUAAAACAUGAAUAGUUUACCUAAGCGAUAAGCAGCGGAAAUGACGAUUCAAAGAUAAAGUCGCUUGGAAGGCAGUUACCGCUCGAAUGUUGAACUUUUAGUUCGGUAUUCGAACGCUAGAUGGACAAACGUCGGUGUCAUUUUUCUACGUGAAAUUCAAAUCGAGGUGGAGUUCACGCUUCUCGUGCGGGUCAGACGGCGGUAUUCGCUUCCUACGAUCGAUCAAAUUGUAACUUCGUAAUAGAAUGUGUGCAGUGAAAUAUAACCACUUCCAGAAUCAUCGAUUAGAGACCUACUGCGGGCAAAGCUAUUGUAUCGCAACGGAAACCAAUCUUGGCUGAGAAUAACAAAGCUGGUGUAGUGGUGUCACGUGACGGAGGGAAUCUGGAGAAUCGUUCUCGGCACAAGGCAUCCGUGGAAACUGGCUCGAGCUUCGAACUCUGUUAGACGGCGCUCCAGCCGAAAUCACGAUGACGAUGGACGUGAGCAAGUCGGAGCCGAGUAAAAAUGGCGCGACGCAGCACGAGUGCGCUGGUUGUGGGAAACCGAUCACGGAAAGGUAUCUCCUCAAGGCCAUGGACCUGUUCUGGCACGAGGACUGUCUGAAGUGCGGGUGCUGCGACUGUAGGUUAGGAGAGGUCGGUUCUAGUCUGUUCACCAGGGCCAACCUUAUCCUCUGUAAGAGGGACUACCUCAGGCUGUUCGGGAAUCCGGGACAUUGCGCGGCUUGCAACAAGCAGAUACCGCCGUUCGAGAUGGUUAUGAAGGCCAGGACGAACGUCUAUCACCUGGAUUGUUUCGCCUGCCAACAGUGCACUCAUCGGUUUUGCGUGGGCGAUCGAUUCUAUCUGUGCGAGAACAAAAUCCUAUGCGAGUUCGACUACGAGGAGAGGCUCGCGUUCGCCAAUAUGUCAGUACAAACACCGGCCACGCUGGCGUACAUCAAAAGGCAACUGCCCCCAGCGCCGACACCGCCUGGCCAGAACAUGCAUCCGGGUCACAAUCCGCUGCAACCUCAUCAGGGACUUGGCCAGUCGGUGGGUCAACAUAAUCACGUGUCCAACGGACAAAUGUCGGGGAGCGCGCCGAUGGUGAACGGGACUGCCAUAGGCGUGGGCGGCCCAAGAGCUCCGGGCGACAUGAACAACAACGGUUUAUCGGGCCCUGCCCUCGGCCCGGUGAAGCCACCGCCAAUGUCCAUGCAGGCGCCGACCAGCUGAAACGAGGUGUCACCCCCCUUGAAGAAGCUCAGAUGUCUCAGCGGUUAUUGAGGCUGUCCACGCUGCUGACCCAACGGACGGAUAACGGCGCACGGAUAGAGCGGUACGAAGAGGGAAAAAUUAAAUUACGCGAAAGUGAACGAAAGGGAACCAAGUAUCGGAGUGAUAGACACGGAUGGACGCGUAACACGUGGAUCGGUGGAUGGAGAGACGAUGGGUGGGGGGGGGGGAUGGUUGAAAAUGAGCACGGAGAAGGGGACGAGCGAGGGAUCCAUCCCAGAGGAUGGAGGAUCCUCGAGGACGCUUCCGGUUCUCCCGAGACUCUCGUCCAGAGGUUGGGGAAUAAUCACUGUGAUCGCGAAUUAUAUAAUGAAUAAAUUUAUCGGAAAGGAUACGAUAGAAGCGCAUAGGGGAGGGGGUGGGGGAGAGGCGUGCGAGCGUCGCGCGAGAUUUAACGUUCAAUUGCGCACGUCUUGUAAUAUACGGUUACACAACAUGUGACACAAUGAUAAAAAAAUAGGCGAUUUAUGUAAGAUACGUUUCUAGCGAGGAAUCGAACGAUUAGGAUUCGAACGAGUAAGCGUGCGAGAGCGAAAGGGCGAGUGGGUGAAGAGCGAAUGAGGCAGAGUUAUCUGUAAAUAUCUUGUAUCUGUCGACUCUGCAACCACACCGAAAGACUAUCAGUAUACGCAGACCAAUCGACGAAUUUCCACGGUGCUCGCGAUUCGUCGGCAUUCGAGAUUAACUCGGCCGAUUUAUUGGAAAGGAAAGUGUCGUAAGUUUACCGUUUACUUCUUAUCGAGUCCGUGUCUCGACUCGACGCACCGAUCUUCGAUCGAAGAUCGCGAGAGACGGUUUCCAGUUUCUCUUCGCGGGAAGAAUUUCGAGACGAUUUCGAAUGCGAGACGAAUCUCGAGACGUUUGCGAGAAAUCUCGGUAUACGAGGCGCGAGAAAAGGCGGAUACACGAUGGCUAAUACCAAAGAUUAACGAUGUAAGUUUCGAUGCCCCUCGUAUCGAGCGAGUCGACCACGUCUCGGUUCUCGAAUUAUAUUCCUCGCUCGAUGAUGAUCGAGCGUGACGCAUUCGCUCACGGAGCGAGAGGCUCUUCACGCGGCAUCUUUGCCCGCCCUCUCUGUCCGAUCGAGCACUCGCGAGACGAGGGGCUUAGUCGUGGCUUUACGCUUUAACGCCAAAAGAUGGAGGAGAACGGAGAACGAAAAUCCAGCUGGAAGAAAAGAAGCACCGAGGACAAGAGCGAAAGGGACGAAAGGGAAACGAAAGGUAAAACGUGGCGACAUCGAUACCAAAAGACGGCUGAGAAUCCGAUAAUCGUUGCGUGCGCUGAUAAACGAUCCGUUCCGAAUUCGCAGAUCUGCGAAUCGCAGAGAAGAAGAUGAAACCGUGCCGGUUUCGUGGAGAGUUUGCCUAAUCGCGAUCCUAAACGCGACGGAUAAAUUUUUCCUUUCUUUCUUUCUUUUUUUCCUCCCUUUCUCCGUCGAUCAGAAAGGAGAAGGAGGAGGAGGAGGAGGAGGAGGAGGAGGCGUUAUCGCUCGGUCAGGCAGUCUCUCCACGAAUCGCGCGCCCGAGCGAGCGCGACCCAAAUUGUCGCGGUGACAAUUCCACACACACAUAAGAUAUCACAACAAUAUUCGAAACCACCGAAAAUCGAUUAAGUACAAAAGAGGAGUUUACGCGAAGAGGACGUGUCGCGAAGCAGUAAGGUAACGGUUUGUGCUUGUGGAGGGAAAGUGGAGAUAUACAUAACGCGAAUGAAAGGAGUGAAUUACAUUACGAGCGAAUCGCGGUUCGAAACCGCGCGACAGAGCCGAAACGCACUUUCCUCUCGUUUUUUUAUCCAUCUGUAUAUAAAUAUCAUUUAUUAGCGCACUAUUAAUAUAUUUACCGCCUCUAUAGGGGCUCCUAUUACUACCGAGAAAAUAUAACAUUCUUAUAAAUACAAUGACCGAGUGAGUUUCAA